AUGAAACGACUCUGGGGGACCCUGCCCCGAGUCAAGAGAGUGCGCCACCAACGCGCAAUAGGGAUGCUAUCAACUAAAAAAUCUCAUGCUCGACAAAUACAUCAACACACGUUUUAUCCAGUAGCUACCGACCAAGCAUUUUCACAGCUCGACCCCCAGAAGAAAAAACGGGCUGAUCUCGGAACCUCAGUGCCGCUAUAUCUGCCACCAGAGGCCUGCGGAUUACGACAACUAGCUGCCGGAGACUUCGUCGAAGCUAUUGUCGCUGGAAUACCAUACUGGGGAGUAGUUACGACACGACAACCAUUCACCCUGGAGAUGCUGGACAGCGAUGGAAUCAACAGAGAAGUGCCAGUGGAUUGCGUCACGUUUGGGCUCUACGGCUUCACAGAAUUGACAGGCAAGAAGGAGCGACUCGCACUUCUGUCGAACUAUCUUAAUUCGGUCUCCUACUAUCACAGUGUAGCAAUGCGGAAGCUUUCGACCAUCCAUUCACUCUUUGCUAAGCAGGCAAUCCCGUGGUCUGUCGGGCUGGACGAAAUAACCGAGACCCUUCUCAAGAUCUCUCCGGCAAUAAAUGCAUACUCUUGGUCCGCUGCGGCUUUGGCUUCACAUAUCGCCGUCGUCAAUCAGCCGCGCUACUUCAGAUGUGACUAUGCUCAGACAGCAGAUUAUGACUCCUGGUCACCCCUCAAUUACGUGGCUCUACCUAUCGAUAUCGUGAGCAAACUGGAACUGGUUGUCCAUCCUGACAAUGCUGCCAGAUCAAUCAAAGAGUUCACAGCAAUUGCUCUGAGAUAUAUGGAAUCUACAGAGCAUGUUCAGCAUCGUCAUUUGCCUCUCAGGGCACUAUUUACGGCCAAACAGUCGUAUGACACCUGGGAUGCCGUAGUGGUGUUCCUUCGACAUUACGUGGAGUAUCCUCACCGUAACCUCAUGUGGGUUGUUCCUGAGAUUCUUGGUAGCUGGUAUCGAGACAGGUACGAGGGCCAUGGAGACCCCUAUGACCCGUAUGUGGUUCGAGAGUUCUUGGAAAGAAUCAACGAAACGACCCCCAGUGGUCCAGGAUCAGUAUUCCUCGCUGGUCCGAACGACAUUGCAUUUACAAAACAUAGACUGCCUGCAGAUACGACGGUGGCAGCCGAGGAGCUCGAGCUAACAGACGGAAAUUCAACAUUCUUCGACUACUGCAGUCAAAAGUUUACUGAGUGGGAACCAUACACAUCCGUGUCCGCAGCCCAAUUUCUACAUAAGUGGAGAGACCCGGCAUACCUGCUAGAUCGUCACAUUGGCUUCGGCAUAUAUGUGGAGAACGGGGUGCCAGAAUUCCUCCAUCUGCAUGUUCCUGACGUCACCCAAACUGUUCCAGUCAAGUCUAGCGUGCUAUCUGUGGUCGGCCAGCGAAGUUAUUCUCUCGAUACAGUAGAGGGUCGACUAGACAUGCUUCCAGGAGCUGUAGCUGACGAGCUGGCUCUCACAGGAGAGGGCAGACGACGAGUCAUGACGGUCACUGUAAGACUACAGGAUGGCAAGCUCCCUGAGAGCAUCACACCGGAUCUACUUUUCGUAUCUUUCGGUACGGUCGAGUUCGAAGAACUAACAGAGUCAAACAACUCCAGCCGAGCUUUGACAGAGCUGCUACAAGAACAUUACGACUACCGACUAUCUCACGGAGCACUUCCUGGGUUUGCCAAGUCUAACAAGAACGUCAGCUUGUCUUACCAGGUUGGAGAAGUAUCUGAGCUGCCCAAGUCAAUCUUCCUUAGCUCGGUCGAAUACCAGAAAGACGAUCAGAUCGCGCCACGGAAUGAAAAGGUUUCGAUUUUGCAUGCUACCGAGGACUUGGAUGUGUUGAGCGAGGCUCGCAUUCUCAUGAACCGACUCGGAGCCAUCUACGCGUCUGAAAACAAGCUGGCUGUCAUGUAUCGACAGCAGCAGGACCCCUUGCACGCGGAAAAGUCGGAUCAUCCGCUCAAUCGAAAGAUCCAGUCUCUCUAUUUCGAAAAGGAACAUUUUUCGGACACACCCGGUCCCCAUGAGUCCCUCGGACUGGAUUCUGUUAUACAGAUUGCUUCUCCCAUCGACUCCCUGGAGGACAUUGUGAAUCAGCAUCAGCUGUAUUGCAAAUACGCCAACCUGUGCGCAUCGAGAAGACAUGGAGAAGACGUGGUGAACUUAGCAACUCUUCGAGGAACACCCAAAGUAGACUGGCUUGCGCCUGCUGGAAAGGAGGAAUACACACCUCUUUCAGACAGAUGGCAUGAUAUCCAGGACGAUGUGUGUGACGUUCUGGAGGAGGAGACCCCUCGAAUGAUUCUGGAGCUGCCUCAACCUCUCUCUGCUGGACAGCUUCGAAGUGUCUACUUACAGUACCUGCGACCUCGACAACGGUUGACUGACCGGGCAGCUCAACUGGUUGAACGAUACUGGAAGAUUCUGUGGAUCGAAACGCAGAAUAACUUUGCAUACAAGUGUGUUGUGACUCGACCUGCUCUUACCUAUAAGCGAGAUCCUAUCACCAAGCUGUCUACACGAGCGCGGGCUUAUUGCAUUGAUUUGGACAUGGAGGUUGAGGUUGAGGUUGGAGAUCUUCAGCUUGAGCGAGGAGAUCGGCUUGUCAGCAUGGGAGUUGUGCGCGCUAAUAAAUACACUGGAGAGCUGGUCCUGUGUGUUUAG
This is a messenger RNA of Yarrowia lipolytica CLIB122, 2676 nucleotides long. RefSeq lists its product as uncharacterized. NCBI's taxonomy places the organism in Eukaryota, Fungi, Ascomycota, Dipodascomycetes, Dipodascales. Gene Ontology annotation, molecular function: endonuclease activity; 3'-5'-RNA exonuclease activity; RNA binding. Gene Ontology annotation, cellular component: cytoplasmic exosome (RNase complex); nuclear exosome (RNase complex). The record is from RefSeq and is a predicted model, not a curated record. Gene Ontology annotation, biological process: rRNA catabolic process.